Messenger RNA from Oncorhynchus keta (chum salmon), 1544 nucleotides. RefSeq names its product somatostatin 5 (gene sst5). Gene Ontology annotation, molecular function: hormone activity. Bases 772 to 1098 code for a protein of 108 amino acids. The transcript is spliced from 2 exons. The record is from RefSeq and is a predicted model, not a curated record. Lineage: Eukaryota; Metazoa; Chordata; Actinopteri; Salmoniformes; Salmonidae. Gene Ontology annotation, biological process: regulation of cell migration. Gene Ontology annotation, cellular component: extracellular region.
UGUAUGGCGCAUUAGGACCACACAUCGUGCCGGAGACGCACCAGGGCUGGUGGGGCUAAUCUCAACUGACACAACACCCCUGGGCCUGGCUGAGACAGACGUCACCCUCCGUCAACACUAGACUGUGAAUGAGUCCCAAAUGGCACCCUAUUCUACUCCCAAAAGAGUGCCAUUUCAGACGGGUCCUGGUCAAAAGUAGUGCACUAUACAGGGAAUAGGAUGCCAUUUCAGGAGCACACUAUCAUCAUCACUGGGCUCGGGGUUUGUUUUGAUCUGAAAUGCCGCUUGUAAUGCUGUGUUGUUUGCCAUGCCCACUUCACACUUGUCAAUUCCAUGUCACAACUUUGCAGAUAUUGGAUGUUGGACAGAUGUAUAAUAUUGUUUUGUUCUUGUGACUGUGUCAAACCUCUGUGACCUUCUUUACUUCUUCCCUACAGCUAGUGACCCCCAUGACACGCGCACACACACACGCACACGUCCUCAUCAACCAAUCACAUCCCUGUAUUGGGAUGUGAGGAAAGGCGAGGAAGAGCCAAGGAUGAAGAAACCUAUAUAUUGGUGGCGCCACUAUUACGUGACACUUCGACAGGGCUGUGUUUUGUGUGUGGACCAACGGCCAUCUUCCUUCUCUGACAUCCAGACGUUGUUUUGUUUUCCAAUAGGAUAGUUGUUGAACAUCCAGUCAACAUCCAGAUUAUCACUGCUGAAUACAGCAUUGAAGGAUACAUUCGGUAUACAGUUUAACCAAUAGGAAAGGUACAGACAGGGGAGAUGCUGUGUUCCCAACUGCAGGUGUUACUGGUGGCUCUAUCUGCCUCAGUGUUUCUGGCGAGGGUCAGCGCCGCUCCACACAGAGACAUGCUAGCUGAACUACUGAGAGCAGAUACAACCAAGGGCAACGAGGAUCUCUCCCGCACCCUCCUGCUGAAGAUGAUGUCGGACCUGAUGAGCACAGCGGUGGGGGAGAACGAGGUCCUACCGGACCUGGAGGAGGCACUCGGGGUGAGGGAGGAGGUGGUGCGCCAGCUACCCCUCUCCCAUCGGGAACGCAAGGCUGGAUGCCGGAACUUCUUUUGGAAGACAUUCACAUCGUGUUAACCUGCCAAGCAGCCUCUUCUUUGUGCUGGAUCAUUUGAAGACAUAUUUCUUGCAAUGUCACAAAUGUAAAAUGACAGCUACUCUUCCUUUUGCACUGUUCAUGAUCAAUUAAAAGGUCUAGAAUGAUGUUGGCAAGUACCGGAUAUGUCUUUUUCAAGGGUUGGUUGUCUAGCAACAAAAGCAACCCGUGCACAACUAUGGGGCAAGCUUAGAUUGUUGACAUGUAAGCUAUAUUUCACCUUUACUGAAAACAAAUACAUUUGCAUAAUGAGUACUUGUCUCUUAAAUACAAUCAGUACAGUUGUUGAUUAGAUAGCUAGCACAUUUUAGCAAUAUUGGCAUGAAAUCAGUCAAGACAUGGUAUCAAACACAAGCCACUUCCCACAUGGCAGGUUCUUUACAUUCUUGCUAGCAGCCAUCCAUAUUCACAACAACGCGCUGGCUUC